AGACCCGCUAACAGCUACAAUAUAUUGCAAAUUAAUAUAUAUUCACUCAUUUAAUUAUAUUUACAAUUAAUAACUUAAAUAGUGGAAGUAUUUAGUAUUGCAAAAUGGAUAGUUCUAUGGAUACUCUCACAGAAGUUGAUUCAUGCUUGCUUGAAAUGCUGUUAGAAACUGAGUUAACUGCGAGCAAUAUUGAAUCUAUUUUCAGUGUCAUAGUGUCUGGUAAAUAUUGUUUCAAAAAGCGCGUAUUAUUUCGUUUGAAACAGAAUAAAUUGACAAUUGGUCUUCUGUCACAAAUAACAUCUAAAAUGGAGCAAAUACUAUUUGACAGCGGAAUAUCCUUAGCAAACACUGAGACGGCAUCAUUAUUGAAAACUUUCAGUGAAAAGAGAGAAAUGCUUAUCUUUUCUGUUUUCGGGAAAUUAGUUCUUGUAACUAAAAAUGAAAUCUUAGAACUACUGGGAAUAAAUAUAAAACGAAAACUAGACGAGGGGGUGUUGAUAAAAAGGCGGAUUGACUUCGACAUAUUCAUUGCAUUGCUAAUUGUAAAGACUGCUAAUGGGGAAGAGGCUGGCAGUUAUUCUACAACAAUGCUAAAAGAUGCUCCAAAAUUGUCACCGGUUUUUCCACGUAUUCCUCACACUACGACUUUGGUUGACUUGGAAAUUAUUGUAUUUCCUUAUGACAGAAAUCAAUAUAACCGGCCAAAAUAUCCAGAAAAAUAUCUUACACAAGUUACAGAAACUAAUGCAAGACAAUCGUCAUUUGAACACUAUCCUAGACAUGCGGCCUCAGGGUCUAUUGGCAGUGGAUUUUCUGGUGUAGAACAAACAAAUGUUUACUCAGCUCCGGAUAUUUCAUACGACAGGCAGACAGCAAUCAAUAGCAAUGUAGUAACAUCAGGCCAUAGGGCCCAAAUUCAUACAAAACCUCCAAGAUAUCCUGAUUAUAUGGAACAACAAAAGAGGCAGGCAUCGUUCUCUACACCCAGAUGGUCUGUUGACAACAAACCAGAGCCCUUUCUAUUAGCAGAAUGCGGAUUUUUCUUUACAGGUAAUCAAGAUCUGGUGCGGUGCCACCAGUGUGGGAUAGGAUUGAAAGAUUGGGUACGAGAAGAUGAUGUCCUUACUGAACACGUGAAACAUUCGUCCUCGUGUGAUUUCAUCGUAAAGAAGUUUGGAAAGAAUAGAAUAGAUAGAAUAAAGCUGGCACUGACAUCUGACGACAACAAUGAAAUAGUAUCAAUUGCUUCACACAAACUACCAUAUAAAAUCCGCUCACCGAGGUAUAAGACGAGGGAAGCAAGACUGUUGUCAUUCAUAAGUUUUCCACAACACAUUCAGGUGCCUGUUCAACAACUUGCUGUAGCAGGAUUGUUUUAUACAGGAAGUGAAGAUUUGUGUCGUUGUUUCACGUGUGAUGGCGGUUUGAAAGACUGGGGUUCUGGAGAUGACCCUAUAAAAGAACAUGCCACAUACUUCCCUAAUUGUUCGUACAUUAUCAGGCUAAAAGGACCCGAGUAUAUCAAGUGUCAGCAGCAAAGUCGCCAGAGUUAUAAACCCAUGGGAACAUCAGGGGGCAACAGUGCAAUAACUCAACCAAAACUGGCUUUAUCUAAUCACUCGAUGAAUAAUUUGCCAGAAACAGAUAGUGAUUACUCCAGCUUCAAUGUAAGUGAAGUUGUUCAAAAGCUGCGAUAUUUAGAGGUAGAAGUGAAUACAGCAAAAGCUGAACAAGAAAUGAAAGAUUCAAGUUUACAUGUGAGCCAAGAUGAUUACAAUCUUGAAUAUUCAGUGGUGGAAGUGAAUACAGCCAAUGCUGAACUAGAAAUGAAAGAAAAUGAACAAUAUAAGAAACGGCUGACAAGGUGUACAAGCACGUUUGUAGAGAAAAUGUCUCCUGAGCUGCUAUUAGAUAAACUUCAUGAGAGUAGAUUUCUUACAUAUGUAGAAAAAAGAGAUAUACAGGAAACACCACUGACGUCAGAAAAAAAUAGAGCAAUACUGCGAAAGAUCAUGAUGAAAGGAAAACGCGGAUAUACAGAAUUCAAAGAUUGCCUUAGGCAAUGCAAUCAAGGGCAUCUUGCUGAUUUGUUGGAACGAGAAGAAAAUUGACUUCAGGAUGAAAAUUAAUCAAACAAGGACCAUGCGCUUGUACAUUUAUGUCUUAUGCCAUCAAAGCAAAUGCUGUGAUUUUUCGUCUUUAAAGAUUAUUUGUCUGCUUGCUUUCCAAAAGGCAAAUUUUAUUUGUCUUUAGACUAUGUAAAAUUUUGUGUUUUGCUUUCGCCUAACAUUUUUUCCACCAAAGUUGAAAGUUGUUGAUCAGAUUUGCCGCUCUAUAUUAUUAGGUUUUUUUGUUUGCGCUCCCAUGAUUAAAACUUUAAAUAUCCUAUCAAAUAUUUUUGCGCUAAGUGUAUUGACAUAACAGUGAACAAAUAAUAACAAUUCCAGUCUGGCAUCGUUUUAAAAUUGACUUUAAGGUAGGGAACACGUAAUAUCAGUCGGGAGUUUCCGUGUGAUCACGUAUUUGUAGUUCGGCGUUAUUCUGGCUUAAUGUCGCCCAACAUGCACAAUACUUUCUUUUGAAACAGGAAAUGUCGGACGUAUUGUCAGACUAACUGGGAUCACCAAAUGUUCAAACAACUGCUUAGAACAGUAUUAAUGUUAAUUAAUGUCCAUUUCAGACAUUAGAUGAGAAUUUUAUUCAACAAAAUUAAUGUAAGCUUUCAAAAGGUGCUUGUUUUUUUUUCAUUGAUUAAUGUAUUACAGUCACAAGACACUGUUUAUGUCAUUAUUAUUGUUGUCGUAUAUAACAUAUCUCAUAACAACAUUAUAACAAUAUGAUUACUUAAGACCGAUGUAAUUAUAUUUUUCAGUAACUUAGUUUUGCACUUGCAAGUCAAAACAGAAAAGCAGUGCACGUAAAGAUAACUCUAUUCAUUGUUUUUGUGAUAUUUGUUUCCAUUUGAGACUUUUUUUAAACUUAAGGUAUACGGACUUACUGGAAAUCCUAUGAACUGAUCUCUAGUCGAAAAUAGUGUAUUCGUUGUUGGACCGAAAGACGUUUCAAUGCCAGCAUACCACAGGGCUCCGUACUUGGACCUAUACUAUAUUUUGCUUUGAUAAAUGGUAUUACAGAUUCCCUGUCUAGUGUAACACUUUUAUUUGCUGACACCAGCUGAUAUAAGUUAAUUGUAAUAAUGUUAUUCAUAUAAAUUGAACAUUUAAUGCUGACUUAAACAUCCUAUUGAUAUCCUUGUUAAAUUGAAUCCGGUCAGAAAUGAAAUAUUGUUCCUACACUUGGUUGAAUUGGUCUACAUUUUGUUUGGAGAAUACUGGUUAAAUUUGUAUUGAUAGUCAUAAACAAUAAUGCGUAACAAGCAGGCGUUACAUUUAGCAAAGGUGUACAUUUUCAAAACUGACUCGUAGUACAAACAUGUGGUUUAUGAAAAUGAAUUACUAGUCAAAUUUCAGUAUUACGAGACGUGAAUAGUAACUUGUAUCAAUAGAAGGCUUCGAUAAAUGGACGAGUUUCAUAAUUCAAUAGAAAAACUAUCGUUUACAAAUAUAGCUUUGGAGAAUCACCUAAUUAUCUGUCUGGGCAUUUUUUUUGUACUUCUAAUUCAUUUUACCUUUCUCCGGUCCAUCAUGCAAUAAUUCGAAACAAACACGUGAUUAUCUCAAAUGUGUAACUAUGGAUAUAUCACUUUACAUUAUUAAAGAAAAAUGAUGCGAAAAA
Molecule: messenger RNA, 3735 nt
Organism: Mercenaria mercenaria
Lineage: Eukaryota; Metazoa; Mollusca; Bivalvia; Venerida; Veneridae
Product: baculoviral IAP repeat-containing protein 3-like
Exons: 11
Coding region: 105-2111 (668 amino acids)
Biological process (GO): regulation of cell cycle; negative regulation of apoptotic process
Cellular component (GO): nucleus; cytoplasm; spindle microtubule
Molecular function (GO): cysteine-type endopeptidase inhibitor activity involved in apoptotic process
Source: RefSeq, a predicted model, not a curated record